CUCUUCUUCACUAGCUGUGGCCAUUGUCUGACCACAGUUGAAUUUCUUAUUUCAUUCCAUCGAGGCCGCCAAUCUUUUGGCCAGAAAAAAAAUUAUAAAAAUGGGUGUAAAAUUUCUCGAAGUACUACGACCAUUUAUUUCCGUUCUGCCUGAGGUCUCAAAGCCCGAAAGAAAGAUCCAGUUUAGAGAGAAAGUACUAUGGACGGCGAUUACGCUGUUUAUCUUUCUUGUCUGCUGCCAGAUUCCUUUGUUUGGCAUUAUGUCGUCGGAUUCAGCUGAUCCCUUCUACUGGAUGCGAGUGAUUUUAGCUUCGAACAGAGGUACCCUCAUGGAACUUGGUAUAUCCCCAAUUGUCACUUCAGGACUUAUUAUGCAGCUUUUGGCAGGUUCUAAAAUUAUUGAAGUUGGUGACAGUCCAAAAGACAGAGCUCUCUUCAAUGGAUCUCAAAAGUUGUUUGGUAUGAUCAUUACCAUUGGCCAAGCUGUUGUGUAUGUUAUGACUGGAAUGUAUGGUGAUCCUUCUGAUCUUGGCCCUGGUAUCUGCCUUCUGAUUAUCAUCCAGCUGUUCUGUGCUGGUCUUAUUGUUCUCUUGCUGGAUGAACUUCUUCAGAAAGGAUAUGGCCUUGGAUCAGGAAUCUCACUGUUCAUUGCCACAAACAUCUGUGAGACUAUUGUUUGGAAAGCAUUCAGUCCAGCCACUAUUAACACUGGCAGGGGUACUGAGUUUGAGGGUGCUAUCAUUGCCUUGUUCCAUCUGUUGGCCACCAGAACAGACAAAGUGCGUGGGCUCCGUGAAGCUGUCCAUCGUCAGAACCUACCAAACAUCACUAACCUGAUUGCCACAAUUUUUGUCUUUGGUAUAGUUAUUUACUUCCAGGGCUUCCGUGUAGAUCUUCCCAUCAAGUCUGCUCGCUACAGAGGCCAAUACAGCUCUUACCCAAUCAAACUGUUUUACACUUCAAAUAUUCCCAUCAUUUUGCAGAGUGCCCUCGUGUCCAAUAUUUAUGUCAUUUCCCAAAUGUUGUCCACUAAGUUUGCUGGAAAUUUCUUCGUCAGUCUUCUUGGAACAUGGGAGGAAGCUGGUGGUGGACCUGCGCGAUCAUACCCCACUGGUGGCCUGUGCUAUUACAUGUCACCUCCAGAGACAGUGAGUCACAUCAUAGAAGAUCCCAUUCAUGCCGUCUUGUACAUCGUGUUCAUGUUGGGCUCUUGUGCUUUCUUCUCCAAGACAUGGAUUGAUGUGUCUGGCUCCUCAGCUAAAGAUGUUGCCAAACAGCUGAAGGAACAGCAAAUGGUGAUGCGUGGACACCGCGAUAAAUCCAUGGUCCAUGAACUCAACAGGUAUAUCCCUACAGCUGCAGCUUUUGGUGGACUUUGUAUUGGUGCCCUUUCAGUCUUGGCUGAUUUCAUGGGUGCCAUUGGCUCAGGAACAGGUAUUCUGUUGGCUGUCACCAUCAUUUACCAAUACUUUGAAAUCUUCGUUAAAGAGCAAAGCGAAAUGGGAGGCAUGGGAACUCUCCUGUUUUAAACAAGCCAUUCUGCACUGUAUCAACCAUCCCAUAAAAUUACCACUGUACUUAAUAUCCAGCCUAAGAAUGGAAGUUUUUCUCUCUCUUGAAUUCUGUUUAUUUUGUGAUUGAAAAAUGAAAUUUCACCUUGUAUUAGCUUAUUUGUACUCUUGUAAGUUAAAGAUUAAUCUCAAAAGGACAGUAGCAGCAACAGCAACAACAGGGACCAUCAAAUUAGAACUUUGAUGGUUAAAUUUCUUACAAUAAGCUACAAUAAAUGUAUUUUCUGCUCCAAUUCAGAGAUAUCUCCUUGUCCACUUACCUUUUGGACGUUUAUUGUGUGAAGAAAGGAUUCAAAGAUUUCUCCCAAAGAUGAUCUUAAAAUACCUGCUUAUUUGAUUUGUAUUUUUCAUUGAGUUCUUUCAAUAUUUUGGGAUGCACCACUUUUAUUCAUUUCAGACUAGGCAAAUGUCAGAAAUUUCCAUCUAGGAAAACUGCUCAAAAGAUUUGCUAUUUUAGUGAGACAUUAAAAUUUUAUCAGCAGAGAUAAUUUUGCCAUCCCAUUAACCAGGCUCAACUGUACAAAAAAAUUGGUGGCUGACCUCGUGGCUAUACAUGGACUUGUAAAGUUUUUCUUCCUUUUCUAUUUUAUUAAAUUUUAUGGCCAACUUCCUUCUCAAAGCAGGGUUGUAGAGUGUGUUUCCUCUUCACUGUCUUUCCUUGUUUUUAUGUGUUUGAGGUGAAUGGCCAGGCUCCCUUGAAAGCGGUGCAAUGCCUGGUGGCAUGAGAGAGGCAGCAAUAAGAAAGACUGUGAAAGAAAGGCUAGGUGAAGAGUACUGGAAGGUACUCUGCAUUACGAAUAUUCACUUGGUUAGAAGAUGGUAUUCUCAUACAGUAUUUCACUUUGCAAAUUGUUGACUAGGGUCGUUGCAGUAGAUACUUAAAUUUCAAUAUUAUCUGCCUUUAUUGUAUUUCGAUACUGGUUAAUGGAAGGUUCGUUUUGCAAAGAUUAAAAGUGAUACUUGCAUCUCACCCACAUAAAUAAAUAAACAAAUAAAGUGCCUUGUGUGAAUCC
Molecule: messenger RNA, 2583 nt
Organism: Pocillopora damicornis (cauliflower coral)
Lineage: Eukaryota; Metazoa; Cnidaria; Anthozoa; Scleractinia; Pocilloporidae
Product: protein transport protein Sec61 subunit alpha
Biological process (GO): protein transport
Cellular component (GO): membrane
Source: RefSeq, a predicted model, not a curated record